UUGAACUAACGCGGGGGCUAUAUUCCUUUACCGGUUCGAGAAGCGCGAAAUUACGCGAGUUUCAGUUUAAAUUCGCGUGUUUCGUACGAUAUUGGUCGCGUAGUGGUUUCUGUUAUGACUCAUUAGUGUUCCAGAUACAACUGCAAAUUUUGUGAAGUUGGAUAAGCAAAGUUCACCAUCAAAGAAGACGCCAAAUGUGGAAAAUCAUGUGAAACUUCUAACAAAGUACAAACCUUUUACCCCAGAGGAAAAACUAUGCUGCUAAGAUGGUUGGCUGUAGCAUUGCUGAUCUGUUCUGGAAACAAACUGCAAGCAGUAGAUCCAUCACAAUGCAUCGCUCCACUUGGAAUGGAAAACGGCCUUAUAAAAGACGAAGACAUAACCGCGUCAUCGUCAUUUGAUAGUGGAAAUGUUGGACCUCAGCAUGGACGUGUAAGAACAGACAAAAAUGGGGGUGCAUGGUGUCCUCAAAAACAAGCUACGACAGACUUAGACGAAUGGAUCCAAAUAGACCUUAAGUCCGUUCAUGUAAUCACUGGUACUGAGACGCAGGGACGGUUUGGUAAUGGUCAAGGAAUUGAGUACUCUGAGGCAUAUAUGUUGGAGUACUGGAGACCGAGGUUGCAAAAAUGGAUGCGUUACCGUACAACGAAAGGGGAAGAGGUGAUCCCUGGAAACAUUAACCCUUACCUAGAAUCCAAACAUCAACUCGAUCCACCCAUAUGGGCCAGCAAAAUCCGAUUCUUCCCAUACAGUUACCAUAAGAGAACAGUAUGUUUGAGAGUUGAGCUGUACGGCUGUAGAUGGACAGAUGGAAUAGUCAGUUAUUCCAUGCCACAAGGAGACAAAAGAGGUUCUAACUGGGAAUUCUACGAUAUCGGAUAUGACGGUGAUUGGGAAGGACAUGAGCUGAAGAACGGUCUGGGUCAGCUAAUUGAUGGAAAUUUUGGGCGAGAUGAUUUUAAAACUGACUUAUAUGAUGGUCAAUCUUGGGUCGGUUGGAAGAACGACACGCGACAUAAACCCAUCGAAAUAAAAUUUGAGUUUGAUAAAGUUCGCGAGUUCUCUGCAGUGCACAUCUUCUGUAACAACCAAUUUACCAAAGAAGUACAAGUGUUUUCCGUAGCAAAAGUUUUGUUUAGUAUAGGCGGAAGACGAUUUAAUCGCGGAGAGCCGAUCACUUACGAAUACGUCGAAGACCGAAUAUUUGAGAAUGCCCGGAACAUUUCCAUUAAGUUGCACCAUCGAGUGGGCAAAUAUGUAAAACUGCAGCUUUUCUUCGCUGCAAAAUGGAUAAUGGUUAGCGAAAUCUCUUUUGAAUCAGUUGUAGCUCAUGGAAACUUCUCGGUAGAGUCAGAACCCACUACAACUCCCCAUGUAAGAGUCUCUUCAGACCAUGAGAAAAUUGAAAUACCUGUACCUAGUGACGUCAACGAACCAGUGGUCAUAGUAGUUAUCUUAGUAGGAGUUGUCAUAGUUUUGAUCCUUCUUGGUGGCAUUAUUGUCCUAAUUUUUAAGGUUAAAAAUCGCAAGUUUCUUCGUAGUCCGAAUGCAUCAAAUCUUGCUUUUCCCAAUGGUACUCUUUCACAUCACAUUCAAGGUAACGAAAGUAUUUACAGUGUGCCUGAGAAGGAUAGAAUAGAAGCCUAUGGGGUGACAGAGAUAAAUAAUAGUAGCGGGGAUGAAUACUAUCGAAAAAGCCAUGGUGGAGGGUCUAUUAAGUCCAGUUUUCGGUCAACGUUACCACUACCGCACCAAGAAGAAAACACAUAUCAAGAGCCUUACCAAGCAAUGAAAUUCGCACCUUACUAUAGCUACAGCCCGAUUAUAAUGGAAAUGGCUGAUUAUAAUGACACUUCCACCAAGAAAUCUAGUUCUAACUGUGAUAAUUAUGAUUACGCUGUUCCUGAAGGCAAUACAUUACCAUUACUGGCUGGAUACGAACAAAACAGUUUGCCGACCUUUAGGAGUAGAAUAAACAGUAAUUCAUACCAGAACUCUCCCAAUAAGCAAAGAGUAUCCUUACGGAGCACAAGGAGUGAGGGAGCAGAAUCCAAGAGGUCUCCUACACAACAAGAGGCUCUAGCAAUACUGAAGAAAAGACUGGAAGAAACCACAAUAAAAGAGUUUCCAAGACAUAGAUUACGUAUGUUAUCUAAACUCUCAGAAGGGGCAUUUGGAACGGUCUAUAUUGCUGAAGCUGAUGGUAUAGACGAGUAUUCCUCACCACUAGACACUAGAUUAGUAGCCAUUAAAUUUUUAGGAGAUUCUGCUACAGAUAAAGAAAAAAAAGACUUCUAUAGAGACGUAAGAAUUCUGGCAGCGCUUGAUGAUGAUAACAUAGCACGAGUUCUCGGUAUUUGUAGCCAAGACGAGCCUCUCUGUGUGGUAAUGGAGUAUUUAGAACACGGCGACUUAAAUCAAUUCUUAAAAAUCCACGUCACUAGCGAGAAUAACGCCACUUUACCCUACGGGGUGAAAAGUUUGAGUUUUAAUUGUUUGCUGUAUAUAGCCACGCAGAUUGCCGGAGGGAUGCGGUAUUUGGAAACUUUGAAUUUUGUGCAUAGGGAUUUAGCUACAAGAAAUUGCCUAAUAGGAAAAGGCUACCAAGUAAAAAUAUGUGAUUAUGGCACAUACAACGAAUUAUAUGCAAAUGAUUAUUAUAAAGUGGAUGGUAAUACGCCAUUACCGAUUAGGUGGAUGUCUUGGGAAGCUGUUUAUCAAAUGAGGUAUACAACGAAGAGCGACGUAUGGGCAUUUGCAGUAACUUUAUGGGAAAUCUUGACCCUUUGCAGGAGACAACCGUUUGAUUAUAUGACAGAUCCUGAAAUAAUGGAAAAUUUAGCAAGGCUACACUGCGAUGACAAACAGUACCAAUACCUACCAAGACCUUCAAACAACAAAGACAUUUACGACCUGAUGCUGGAGUGCUGGUCACGAGUCGACUCUGAUCGACCAACUUUUAGGGAAAUUCACAUGUUCUUACAGCGAAAAAAUCUCGGAUACGCCCCUGUAUAGUUUCCGGUUUGAAUACAGGGAUGGCUUAAAACCUAUUUAUACUUUGUUGGUUGUUUUUCUUUAAAUGCUGCGAUGUGUACGUGUACGGGGACACUUUGUCACCCCCGUACGCUAUAGAUUAUAGAGGGAUCAAUGUUUUGUAAAUACUACACAGGGUGAUAACUUAUAAUAGUAUUUCUAUAUAGCUUGUUUUAUUUAUUUUUUUAAUACAACGACUUGAUUAGUUUAGUUCCUGAUUCGAUUUACUUCUAUGUGAUUAAUACUUAUUAGUGUUUAUGGUUCAAUAUGUAAUGUUCCAAGACUUCUAAGUAACCUUAAUAUGUUAACUAUUGACAAUAAUUACGCACUAAUUGUAAUCAUUUGGCCAUACUGACUAAAAGAGAAAUUGGAUUUUAGUCGAGUUGUACGUGCGACGUUGUGACGACCUGAAUCCCACUAAAAUUUCAGUUUAAAAUGUGGUUUUUACGUCAAAAAUGUCGUUUGUACUAUUUGGCAAGAGUGGUCAAUACGGUAAGCUUUUACCCGCAGUUUUACAUUUAUUCAUAACGCCGACUUAUGCUGCUAAUAAUAACAAAACUAUAAAACUAUAACUUAAACUUUGGAAGAUUUUCUUUAUAUUACUAUACAGGGUGUCCCAUUAGUGCGAUAACGGACGAUAGCUCCUUAUACAGUGAUACAAAAAAAAAUUUAUACAAAGUUGCUUUACUGUCUAAGGUGCAUAACAUAAAAAUAUGUUUGGAUAUACAGGGUGAUUUAUAAAUGUGAUAUGAUACACAACUUUUUUAAUUUAAAUGAAACACCCUAUAUUUUAUUGCAUUUUUGGAUUGCUUUAAAAAUUCUGCAUACUUUUUAUUAAGCAUCGUCUAUACCAAAACUUACCCGUUUGUGAGAUAUUUAAUAUUUUAUC
Anthonomus grandis grandis is the source of this 3925-nucleotide messenger RNA. Its product is annotated as discoidin domain-containing receptor 2-like. NCBI's taxonomy places the organism in Eukaryota, Metazoa, Arthropoda, Insecta, Coleoptera, Curculionidae. Gene Ontology annotation, molecular function: ATP binding; collagen binding; protein tyrosine kinase collagen receptor activity. The transcript is spliced from 15 exons. The record is from RefSeq and is a predicted model, not a curated record. Gene Ontology annotation, biological process: protein phosphorylation; multicellular organism development; positive regulation of kinase activity. Gene Ontology annotation, cellular component: signaling receptor complex. The coding region runs from base 256 to 3018 and encodes 920 amino acids.